Molecule: messenger RNA, 937 nt
Organism: Bursaphelenchus okinawaensis
Lineage: Eukaryota; Metazoa; Nematoda; Chromadorea; Rhabditida; Aphelenchoididae
Source: the annotation of a GenBank genome assembly
AUGGUAAGUUUCACAUUCCUAAAUAUUUUUUAAAACAACAGUUAAUUUUUUGUUUUUAAGUAUUGAUUUAUACAGCUGAAAAGUAUUGUUUUUUAUCAGAUUUUUGUUAGUUUCCUAAUAAAUUCUUUUUAGUCAAGCGGAUUCAUCCUAGCAAGUCUAGGAAUAGCUGCUGUAGGUUUUACUGGUCGAUAUUUGCUCAAGAACAAACAUUUAAUUGAAAAAGCAGCUGCAGCUAUACCUACAGAAGCUGUAAGUCUAAUAUCUUUUAUAUUUUUAUUUAAGUUUUAGCUUUCCAAGUACCACCAAGGAGGUUUUGAUCCGAAGAUGUCAAGGAGGGAAGCUUCAUUAAUUCUGGGAGUUUCUUUCAAUGCGAAGCCGAAUAAAGUAAAGGAAGCACAUAAGAAGUUGAUGAUCAUAAACCAUCCUGAUCGAGGUAAGAUGGGUUUGAAGCAGGCUUGGACACAAAGCAGGGCAUUGGCAAAUUUCCAUGCCAUGCCCUGUGCCCUGCAAUGCCCUGCCCUGUGCAGGGCAUUCGACUUUCAUGCCCGGCCCUACCAUGCCCUUGCCCUGCAGGGCAUUUGGAUAUAUUCAGGCGGACGCCUCCGCCGAGUAGUCGAUAAUCGGCGGACGCCGUAACUUGGUUAGUUUAGCUACUAUGCCCUGUAACAGGGCAUGGUACAGGGCACCCUGCCCUGCGUCCAAGCCUGGCUUGACGUUUGUAGAAUGAAAUUGAUAAGUUAACCUGAAGAAGGCUAUAAUAAAGAUGUUAAGAUAAUUUUUUUUAUUUUUUUUUGUUUUACGUUAAUUUUUAUAUUAUCCUUGCCUUACCUGAAUUUUUUUUACCAUUUUUAAUAUAUUUGAUUUUUCAGGUGGAUCUCCGUAUAUAGCAGCGAAGAUAAACGAAGCCAAGGACUAUCUCGAAAGCAACAAAUCAUAA